AUGUCUUUUAGUCGUUCCAUUAGAGCUAAUUCAUUGAAUCAACAAUUUCCAUUAGCAGAGAGAAUAACUGUUGAAGAGCCUGCGGCAAACAAAACCGCUCAGAGCACCGUCACGUGUGUCUACCAGGCCAACAUUGCGGCGUAUUGGCGUAACGUGACGGUGCUGUGGUGCAAGAAUCUCAUGAACCAUUCCUUCAGCAUCAGGGUCGAUAGUCUAGAUAGCGACUUUCAUUACUCGUGCAAGAUUGACCUCAAGCCUUGGCAUUUCUGGAGCAAAAAAGGGUACAAGUCCUUUGAGGUAGAAGGGAAUCAAGUGGAGGUCUACUGGGAUCUGCGUUCUGCCAAAUUUGCGGGCGGCCCCGAGCCGUGCGCGGAGUAUUACGUCGCCCUGGUAUCGGACGAAGAGGUGGUGUUGUUGUUAGGAGACUACAAGAAGAAGGCAUACAAGAGAACAAAAUCCAGGCCUGCCCUUGUGGAUGCUUUUCUAGUUUACAAGAAGGAAAACGUAUUCGCCAAGAGAAGUUUCUCCACCAGGGCUAAAUUCGACGCCAGAAAAGAACAUGACAUUGUUGUGGAGAGCUCGACAUCGGGGCCUAGAGAUCCGGAGAUGUGGAUUAGCAUAGAUGGGAUUGUGUUGAUUCAUGUCAGGAAUUUGCAGUGGAAGUUCAGAGGGAACCAGACUGUGUUGGUCAACAAGAACCCGCUGCAAGUGUUGUGGGAUGUGCACGAUUGGCUGUUUACCAGCCCUGGCAUGGGGCAUGGUUUGUUUAUAUUCAAGCCAGGGGCACCAGAAAGUGAAAGUGACAUUGAGGGCAGCAGCCAUGGAGAAACUAUUGACAGCGAUGGCAGCACUAGUGGGUAUUACUCUACUCGGAGCAAUGCUAAUGUAACAUCACCUGAAUUCUGCCUUUUUCUUCAUGCUUGGAAGAUUGAGUAG
Alnus glutinosa is the source of this 936-nucleotide messenger RNA. RefSeq lists its product as uncharacterized. The record is from RefSeq and is a predicted model, not a curated record. Lineage: Eukaryota; Viridiplantae; Streptophyta; Magnoliopsida; Fagales; Betulaceae. Bases 1 to 936 code for a protein of 311 amino acids. The transcript has a single exon.